Molecule: messenger RNA, 818 nt
Organism: Hordeum vulgare subsp. vulgare (domesticated barley)
Lineage: Eukaryota; Viridiplantae; Streptophyta; Magnoliopsida; Poales; Poaceae
Product: auxin-responsive protein SAUR21-like
Exons: 1
Coding region: 77-475 (132 amino acids)
Biological process (GO): response to auxin
Source: RefSeq, a predicted model, not a curated record
CAGCCGAGAGCUAGCAGCAAGCGAACCAACGCGCCCCCUCGCCGCCGCUCGUCGGAGCCAAGAAAGGCGACGCAGCAUGUGCAACGUCAUCUCGAUCCCGUCGGUCUCCUGGCUGCGCUGCGCCUUGCGCCGGUGGCGAGCCCGCCGCUCCACCGCCUCCGCUACGGUCCCGUCGGGGCACGUCGCGGUGUGCGCCGAGGGAGCGCGGUUCAUGGUGCGGCUGGCGCACCUGAGCCACCCGGCGUUCCUGGAGCUGCUCCGGCAGGCGGAGGAGGAGUACGGCUUCCCGUCCGGCGCCUCCGGCCCCGUCGCGCUCCCCUGCGACGAGGACCGCCUCCGCGACGUCCUCCGCCGCGUCUCUUCCUCGUCCGACGACUCCGAGGAGCCGUGCCGCACAUCUGUCCGCCGCCGCCGCCGCCGUGGCGACUCGCGGCCGCUGCUGCAGGGAGUGGCCGCGGAGAAGCUCUUCUCAUGAGCGACCGGCCGGCACCGAACGAUCGAGCAACCAAGCGCCCAAUUUCUGCGCGCCGCAGCAGCGACUCGUCCAAGAAAUGGUACCCCGGACCUACGCGGAGAGAAGGCGAAAGCCGCCGUGAAGACCGUUCGGGCCGGCGUGGCGGCGUGCCCCCGUCCCGUGCCCAGUGUAACGCCGGCCGGGGUACUGAUCAUGAGCUAGGAAGUACAGUGUGCGACGGUGAUGGUAGUAACUGAUUGAAGAAGGCGACGAUUUUUUGGGAUUGUUUUCUCCUGUAACUAUUCUGCUCGUCUGCGCAACUCCUUGCCGAGGGCAUACGAGUAAAUUAAUUAAUAAUAAAAAA